AUGGAAAUCGAGCACAAAGCUGUUAGAAAAUGGCUAUUAUCAACACCAAAAUAUGUGCCUAUGUGGUACCUUUAUGAUACGAUAGGAUCGGUUCUAUAUGAAAAAAUUACAAUGGAAAACCCACACUAUCAUAUUUAUAGAACAGAAAGUCACAUUCUAAAACAGAAUGCAGAUGAGAUUAUAUCUGGUUUGAAAGACAUAGUCUUAUGCGAGCUUGGUGCUGGUAAUGCUACAAAAACCGCAUUCUUAAUAUCGGCGUUAUUGAAGAAAAAUAAGAUGUUGACCUAUAUUCCUAUAGAUGUAGCAAAAGAUUUCAUGGAACAUAACGUUUCUUUGCUAAUGCAACGAUUCAGUGAGGGUUUAGAAGCGAAAUCUUUUGCUGGGGACUAUGUUGAUGGUUUACACCACUUGAAGGGUUUACAUCGAAAUAAACUUAUCAUGUGGAUUGGUAAUAGUAUAAGUAAUGUUCCAAUAGAUGAUUUGAAGUCACUUCUGGCACAAAUCAAUAACAUUAUGGGGGAAAACGACAGGUUUCUGGUCGGCAUUGACCUCACACAAGACAAAGACAAGGCACUCACCAUAUACAGCCACCCUGAUACGUGGAUACCAUUCAAAAUGAAUGCACUGACCCGACUAAAUCGAGAUUUAGGAGCAAACUUCAAACAUCAGAAUUUCAAAUUAUAUACCAAAUAUGUCAGAAAUGACGACGUGGAUGGCUUUGUGGAAAAGCCGCAGUAUAUUCAACACGCUCUUAAAAGCAUAUGUGAACAACACGUUCGUUUGGAUGCGUUGGAUUUAAAACUACAUUUCGAGGCAGGAGAACUGUUCUUUUGCCAUGAAUUAGAACAUCUUAGUCUUAAAUGGGCCUGGAAACAAUUUGAAGAUACAAUGAUUAAAGGGGGUUUCUCGUUGGAGAAGAAAUGGAGUGAUGAUUGCGAAAGUUAUGGCGUGGCACUCUUGAAGAAACUGUAA
Saccoglossus kowalevskii is the source of this 972-nucleotide messenger RNA. RefSeq lists its product as uncharacterized. The record is from RefSeq and is a predicted model, not a curated record. NCBI's taxonomy places the organism in Eukaryota, Metazoa, Hemichordata, Enteropneusta, Harrimaniidae. Gene Ontology annotation, molecular function: methyltransferase activity.